GUGCCAUGGACUGACUUGUUUAUUGUCGGGCAAGAUGGAGUUCCUUUUGGGAAAUCCUUUCACUACCCCUGUGGGGCAUUGCAUUGAGAGAGCCACUGAUGGCUCCUUGCAAAGUGAAGACUGGACUCUCAACAUGGAAAUAUGUGAUAUCAUCAAUGAAACAGAGGAUGGACCUAAAGAUGCCAUUAGAGCGGUCAAGAAGAGACUCAGUGGUAACAAGAACUACAGAGAAGUGAUGCUGACUUUAACGGUUCUUGAGACGUGUGUUAAGAACUGCGGUCAUCGUUUUCACGCUUUAGUAACUAGCAGGGACUUUGUCGAUGGCGUUCUUGUUAAAAUAAUCUCUCCUAAAAACAACCCCCCCACCAUUGUUCAAGAUAAAGUACUCUCCUUGAUCCAGGCGUGGGCUGAUGCGUUCAGGAGCAGUCCUGACCUCACAGGUGUGGUUCAGGUUUAUGAGGAGCUAAAGAGGAAAGGCAUCGAGUUCCCCAUGUCCGACCUGGAGACCCUAUCACCCAUACACACACCUCAGCGGGCAGCGACUGCUCCAUCCGGUGACUCAACUCUACAUAAGUUCAGCAGCACCACUAAACCCACAGCACACACUGUCCCACCAGCCUACACAACCCCUCAGGUCCCUAACAUUCAUGCCUCUGGAUCGAUCAAUCCCAGCCCCGAACAGAUUUGCCGGCUACGCAGCGAGUUGGAUGUUGUUCGUGGUAACACUAAGGUGAUGUCAGAGAUGUUGACUGAGAUGGUGCCAGGACAGGAGGACUCUUCAGACUACGACUUACUGCAGGAGCUGAACCGGACUUGCAGAGCCAUGCAGCAGCGGAUAGUGGAGCUCAUAUCCUGUGUUUCUAACGAGGCAGUGACCGAGGAGCUGCUGCACGUAAACGAUGACCUCAACAACAUUUUCCUUCGCUACGAAAGGUAUGAAAGGUUUAGAUCUGGGAGGUCCUCGGCUCAGACUGUCAACAAUGGGGUCCUCAGCGAGGCUACAGAAGACAACCUCAUCGACCUCGGUCCAGGCUCUCCUGCCGUGGUCAGUAACAUGCCGCACACAGCUCCAACCAGUUUGCCCCCCACCCUGACGGCACCCACAGGAGGACCUUCCUCCCCAAGCACCUUGUCCUCCCGCCUGGCUGGUUUAGAUGUGGGCGCAGACAGUGUGAGCAGUACCCUGAGCUCCCUCGUCAGCUGUAAACCUCCACCUGCACAAGACGACUUCGACGUGUUCGCUCAGACCAGAACCGGAGCCAUAACCGAACCACACAAAACUACCACUGCAGAGCCCAGCCGCACUGCUCGUGACCCCCCUCCCACACUUGAUGUUCAACAGCAAGCUGCAGGAGGGGGAGUUGGACAUCAGUCCUCUGUCAUGGAUGACAUAGAGGAGUGGCUGUGUACUGAUGUGAAAGGGGAUGAAGUUGAAGAAGGAGUCACCAGUGAAGAGUUUGACAAGUUCCUCGAAGAGAGAGCCAAAGCUUCUGAGACGACCCCCAUCUUACCGUCGCCCCCGAGUGGCAACCCGGGCACAGCGCAGGGAACCCCCAGCAGGAAGAAGCCGGGAAGACCAGAGGACGCUCUGUUCGCCAUGUAGACGUCCCACCUUCGACCUCUCCUCAGCCUUGGACCCGAGCAGCACCCGAGGCCAGACUAACGGCUCAGAAACAGAUCCACCCGUGUUCCACCUCAUCCCACUGCUA
Molecule: messenger RNA, 1709 nt
Organism: Nematolebias whitei (Rio pearlfish)
Lineage: Eukaryota; Metazoa; Chordata; Actinopteri; Cyprinodontiformes; Rivulidae
Gene: tom1l2b
Product: target of myb1 like 2 membrane trafficking protein
Exons: 15
Coding region: 35-1603 (522 amino acids)
Biological process (GO): signal transduction
Cellular component (GO): endosome; membrane
Molecular function (GO): clathrin binding; phosphatidylinositol binding; ubiquitin binding
Source: RefSeq, a predicted model, not a curated record